CCCUAUCUGGACCCCAGGCCUGGCUCAGCAUCUUCCCAAACCCCAGACAACACUGCAGUCAGCCUUCUGCCACCUCCACUAUGCUGGCCUCCGGGCUGCUGCUGGGGGCCCUAUUCCUUUGCCUCUCAGCCCUGAUGGUGCUCUCUGUGUGGAGACAGAGGAAGGUCUGCAGCAGACUCCCCCCUGGGCCCACCCCCCUGCCUUUCAUUGGCAACUACCUGCAGCUCAACACUGAGGAAAUGUUUGACUCCCUCAUGAAGAUUGGGGAAGAAUAUGGGCCUGUGUUCACAGUGCACCUGGGGCCCAGGACCUUCAUAGUCCUGACUGGGUAUGAAGCCAUUAAAGAGGCACUGGUUGAUCAAGCAGAGGAGUUCUCUGGUCGAGGGAAGCUCGCCACCUUCAGCUGGCUCAUUGAUGAAUUUGGUGUGGCCUUAAGUAAUGGGGAGAGGUCAAGGAAGCUCCGAAGAUUCUCCAUCACCACCCUCAGAGACUUUGGCAUGGGCAAGAGAGGCAUUGAGGAGCGCAUCCAAGAAGAAGCUGGCUUCCUUGUUGAGGCCAUCAGAGCCACAAAAGGGACCCCCAUUGAUCCCACCUUCAUGCUGCGCUGCACAGUCUCCAAUGUCAUCUGCUCCAUCAUCUUUGGUGAUCGCUUUGAAUAUGAGGACAAGCAGUUCCUGUCCAUGUUGCAAAUGAUAAAGGGGAGCUUACAGUUCACAGCCACAUCCCUGGGACAGUUAUAUGAGAUGUUCUCUGGAGUGAUGAAGUACCUGCCAGGGCCUCAGCAGCAAGCAUUUAAGGAGCUGAAAGGACUGGAGGCCUUCAUCACUGAGAAGGUCCAGGAGAACCAGGCCACCCUGGACCCUAACUCCCCCCGGAACUUCAUUGACUCCUUCCUGAUCAAGAUGCAGGAGGAAAAGGAAAAUCCCAACACAGAAUUCUUCAUGAAGAACCUAAUCAUGACCAUGCUCAACCUGUUUUUUGCUGGCACUGAGACUGUUGGCACAACCCUCUGCUAUGGCUUCCUUCUGCUAAUGAAGCAUCCAGAGGUAGAAGCCAAAAUCCAUGAGGAAAUUGAUCAGGUGAUUGGGCACAAUCGGUUACCCAAGUUUGAGGACAAAGCCAAGAUGCCAUACACAGAUGCUGUCAUCCAUGAGAUCCAGAGGUUUGGCAACAUAAACCCCAUAUCUCUGGUCCGGAGAGUCACCAAGGACACCAGAUUCCGGGGCUACCUUCUUCCCAAGGGCACAGAAGUUUAUCCUAUGCUGGGUUCAGUAAUGAGGGACCCCAACUUAUUUGCCUUCCCUGAAACUUUCAACCCCCAGCACUUCCUGGAUGAAAAAGGCCAGUUCAAAAAGUGUGAUGCCUUCAUCCCCUUCUCCAUUGGCAAAAGCUACUGUUUUGGUGAAGGCUUGGCCAGAAUGGAGCUCUUCCUCUCCCUCACCUCCAUGCUGCAGAACUUUCACAUCCAUCAUCCUCUCCUGAAAGAAGCCAUCGAUUUCUCCCCCACGAUGCUAUAUGAGAUGUUCUCUGAAGUGAUGAAGUACCUGCCAGGGCCUCAGCAGCAAGCAUUCAAGGAACUAAAAGGACUGGAGGCCUUUAUCACUGAGAAGGUCCAGGAAAACCAGACCACCCUGGAUCCUAACUCCCCCUGGAACUUCAUCAACUCCUUCCUGAUCAAGAUGCAAGAGAUUGGGGAAAAAUAUGGGCCUGUGUUCACAGUGCACCUGGGGUGCAGGAUCGUCGUAGUUCUGACUGGGUAUGAGGCCGUGAAGGAGGCACUGGUUGACCAAGCAGAGGAGUUCUCUGGUCGAGGGGAGCAGGCCAUCUUCAGCUGGAUAUGUGGUGAUUUUGGUGUAGCCUUCAGUAAUGGGGAGAGAUCACGGCAGCUCCGAAGAUUCUCCAUCACCACCCUCAGGGACUUUGGCAUGGGCAAGAAAGGCAUCGAGGAGCGCAUCCAAGAAGAAGCUGGCUUCCUUGUUGAGGCCAUCAGAGCCACAAAAGGGGCCCUGAUUGACCCCACCUUCAUGCUGACCUGCACAUUCGCCAAUGUCAUCUGCUCCAUCAUCUUUGGUGAUCGUUUUGAAUAUGAGGACAAGCAGCUCCUGUCCAUGUUGCAAAUGAUGAAGGGGAGCUUACAGUUCACAGCCACAUCCAUGGGACAGUUAUAUGAGAUGUUCUCUGGAGUGAUGAAGCACCUGCCAGGGCCUCAGCAGCAAGCAUUCAAGGAGCUGAAAGGACUGGAGGCCUUCAUCACUGAGAAGGUCCGGCAGAACCAGGCCACCCUGGACCCUAACUCCCCCCGGAACUUCAUUGACUCCUUCCUCAUCAAGAUGCAGGAGGAAAAGGAAAAUCCCAACACAGAAUUCUUCAUGAAGAACCUAAUCAUGACCACCUUGAACCUGUUUUUUGCUGGCACUGAGACUGUUGGUAGAACCCUUAGCUUUGGUUUCCUUCUGCUAAUGAAGCAUCCAGAGGUAGAAGCCAAAAUCCAUGAGGAAAUUGAUCAGGUGAUUGGGCGGAAUCGAUUACCCAAGUUUGAGGACAAAGCCAAGAUGCCAUACACAGAUGCCGUCAUCCAUGAGAUCCAGAGGUUUGGCAACUUAAACCCCACAGGUAUGGCCCGGAGAGUCACCAAGGACACCAGAUUCCGGGGCUACCUUCUUCCCAAGGGCACAGACAUUUAUCCCAUGCUGGGCUCAGUACUGAAUGACCCCAACUUCUUUACCUGUCCUGAAGCCUUCAAUCCCCAACACUUCCUGGAUGAAAAAGGCCAGUUCAAGAAGAAUGAUGCCUUCAUCCCCUUCUCCAUUGGCAAACGCCACUGUUUUGGUGAAGGCUUGGCGAAAAUGGAGCUCUUCCUCUCCCUCACCACCAUCCUGCAGAACUUUCACAUCCAGUCUCCUCUCCCAAAAGAAGCCAUUGAUAUCUCCCCCUUGAUGGUGGGCUUUGUCAAUAUCCCCCGCAGCUAUACCAUCUCAUUCCUGCCCCGAGGAUGAGGCUGAGCCCAGGUGGGCACAACUGAAGGAGGGGGGAAAUGGACAACCCCUGGAUGGGGUGGCAGUGGGUGUAUUAAUAAAGUCUGAGACCCAGUGA
Dromiciops gliroides (monito del monte) is the source of this 3093-nucleotide messenger RNA. RefSeq names its product cytochrome P450 2A3-like. Gene Ontology annotation, biological process: xenobiotic metabolic process; coumarin metabolic process. The coding region runs from base 81 to 2996 and encodes 971 amino acids. Gene Ontology annotation, molecular function: oxidoreductase activity, acting on paired donors, with incorporation or reduction of molecular oxygen, reduced flavin or flavoprotein as one donor, and incorporation of one atom of oxygen; heme binding; iron ion binding. NCBI's taxonomy places the organism in Eukaryota, Metazoa, Chordata, Mammalia, Microbiotheria, Microbiotheriidae. The record is from RefSeq and is a predicted model, not a curated record. The transcript is spliced from 18 exons. Gene Ontology annotation, cellular component: intracellular membrane-bounded organelle; cytoplasm.